Messenger RNA from Knipowitschia caucasica, 819 nucleotides. Lineage: Eukaryota; Metazoa; Chordata; Actinopteri; Gobiiformes; Gobiidae. The record is from the annotation of a GenBank genome assembly.
AUGGCCGCGCCCGUGUCACCUUCCAACUCUGCGUCUGGCUCCCUCCCCAACGAUGCUUCGCCCGUACCCGCCAGUCCGCGGAAGAGCGUGCGUCUGGCGUCCGUAGGGUCCGUCCGUGCCUACCUCGCUGCACUAGGGAAGAAAUUAGAGGACGCAGGUCGCUGGCUGACACUAGAGGCCGCCAACGGACUUAGCAUCCCCUACUUGGGUUAUGUGAUCCUUCCCAUCAUAAUAGAGUUUGCAGACUCUGAAGGGGCCAUCGGAUACGUGAGAACGAUCAACCGCAACCCCAUCCUGAUCCCUGCCCGGAGUGAGGUUUUGCUGUCUGGUUGGACCAAAGGAGGAAUCGACGGGAAGGACUAUCAGUGCUUGGUGGAACCACUGGAGUGCAAAUGCAGUAAGAAACAAAAAGAGCGCUUGCAGGCCCUCCUCCACAAACACAGAGCCACCUUCGCAUCCAGUGAUGAAGACUAUGGACUGACAACGACGGUGCAGCAUGUAAUUCCAACGGCAGAUGCACCUCCCAUCAGAGAACGCUACCGCCAGAUACCACCGCAAAUGUACCAAGAGGUGAAGGCCUUGAUCCAAGGUAUGUUGGACUCUGAGAUCAUUCUGCCCAGCACCAACAAGAAAGUGGCCUUGAAAAGGUUGUGCAUGGAAACCAGUUACUUCCUGUGCCUGGACCAACAGAAGAACCAGAUGACCAUCACCGGGUGCCAACAAUCCAGCAGGGGGGCCCCCAGCGCCACAGUCAUCCUCCAUGGACUGGGUUUUGGGUCCCUACCAGUUUGGAGUCUGAAGAAAAUCCUCAUGCUGUAA